Pararge aegeria (speckled wood butterfly) is the source of this 1057-nucleotide messenger RNA. It is a transcript of the gene Dhrs4, whose product is annotated as dehydrogenase/reductase SDR family member 4. Bases 54 to 893 code for a protein of 279 amino acids. The record is from RefSeq and is a predicted model, not a curated record. The transcript is spliced from 6 exons. Lineage: Eukaryota; Metazoa; Arthropoda; Insecta; Lepidoptera; Nymphalidae. Gene Ontology annotation, molecular function: carbonyl reductase (NADPH) activity.
CAUUGAACCCGCGACCCAUAAUAGGUAGUACUUUUACUUAAAAGGGCGUCAACAUGGUUCUCCUUGGUAAAAUAAUGUCUGUAGGAACUGUGCCCAAAAUACACGCCCAAAUCACUAAUGCGAAAAGCUUUCACAGUAGUAGACUUAAAGGGAAAGUAGCUAUAGUAACAGCGUCUACUGAUGGCAUCGGUUACGCUAUAGCGAAGAGACUUGGUGAUGAGGGAGCAUCAGUCAUUAUAAGUAGCAGAAAGGAAGAUAAUGUUAAGAAAGCUACAGAAAACUUACGCAAAGAUGGAAUUAACGCAGAAGGUCUAGUAUGUCACGUUGCUGAUGCCGAACAUAGGAAGAGGCUUUUUGAGUUUGCGAAAAGUAAAUAUGGGGGAAUUGAUAUACUAGUUUCUAAUGCAGCAGUAAAUCCUGCUGUUUCCCCUGUUCUAGAGACGGAUGAAAAGGUGUGGGACAAAAUAUUUGAGGUGAAUGUCAAAUGUUCAUGGUUGUUAGCAAAAGAAGUUUAUCCAGAAUUAAUCAAGCGUGGAGGUGGAAAUAUAGUAUUUGUCUCUUCUAUUGCGGGUUAUCAGCCUAUGGAACCUUUGGGACCUUACAGUAUCAGCAAAACUACUCUCCUUGGUCUGACUAAAGCAAUUGCAUAUGAAGUUACCCACGAGAACAUUCGAGUUAAUUGUGUGGCACCAGGAAUUGUUGCUACGAAGUUUGCCUCUGCAAUUACUACAUCUGACAUGGCAGCGGAAAAAUCAUUGUCAAUAGUACCAAUGAAGAGAUUUGGUAAACCCUCGGAAAUUGCCAGUGCAGUUGCAUUUUUGGUUUCUGAAGAUGCUAGCUACAUGACCGGUGAAACACUUGUUGUUGCUGGGGGAACAUAUGCUCACCUUUGAAUGUGAAUUUAUUAAGUUUCACAUUAGUUUUAUUGGAAACUGUGCUGAUUUAUGAAGGUGGUGGGUUUAAUAUUUUUCAGUGGUUCUUUAUAAAGCAAGGGUUUUCAAGUCAGGUACCUGUUUUGGAAGACAUAGUUUAAAAUUAAAAUUUAAUAUUUUCCGAA